Molecule: messenger RNA, 1132 nt
Organism: Nicotiana tabacum (common tobacco)
Lineage: Eukaryota; Viridiplantae; Streptophyta; Magnoliopsida; Solanales; Solanaceae
Source: RefSeq, a predicted model, not a curated record
UGCAGUCUAGGCACCCACAAUUUUUCCUGUUAAAUAACCUGUCAAUUUUUAUAGGCUGCUGUAUAUUCAGGUUUAACUCAGAACCUAAAAAGGUUACUUCCAGUUUUAUUCAAGAUUUGAAGCAACGUGUACUUAAAGGAACAAAGAAAUGAGGGGGAAUAAAUAGAUUAAUCAUAAGGUGAAUUGAGUUGUCAAAAUAAGACUAGUACAACUGUUACACUAUUAAUUUAAGAAUAAAAAUUGAAAGAAAAAGUUGUAAAGUUGUAGGCUUUUUGCUAGAAUCACUUGUUUGAGAAGUAAAGAUUUCGUUUUUACCAAUACAAUUCAGAGAGAAGCCUUAGAAAAAUCCAAGGAGCUUUGGAAGGAUUGCUUUUUGGGAAAUGGGAGUUUGAGAAUUUUGAGUCUCUCAUCUUUUACUAUCAUCUUGUUAUAAAGCUAUCAUGAUAUGGACUUCUUUUGAAGUGAACCAAAUGAUCAAACUCCAAUUAUUCUAAUCCUCUGUUUUUGUCUGCUCCCUCUGUCUCUCUCUUUCGGACCUUCACUGCCUCAUUUAUACAAACAUUUGGUGUGCGGAUAGAAAAUGAAGAGUAAAUUAUUCAGUUUUGUCUUAAUUAUAUUCGCACUUUGUUUAAUCUGUGUUAGAAGCAGGCCUUUGGCACCAAAUCUCCAUUCUUUGCAGAACAAACUGAGUACAAAUGAGGGAAACAUGAGCAAUAAAGGACAAGGACAAGUGAAAGAAACAGAGGAAUAUAGUGAUAUGAGUAAAGAAGAGAAGAAAAUGAUAGGAUCAAGUCCGCCGAGUUGUGAACACAAAUGCUAUGGAUGUAUGCCUUGUGAAGCCAUACAAGUGCCAACCAACACAGGUCGAGUUGGAGUUCAGUACACUAAUUAUGAGCCAGAAGGCUGGAGAUGCAAGUGUGGCCCUGAAUUUUAUACUCCUUAGACCAUCUUUUAUUCUGGCUAAUAUUCGUCUAAUUAGUACAAAAAAAGAAAGCUACUAUCAGUUUGGAUUUAGUCCUAUGUCAAGUUGGAAUUAUUUUUAUGUUGUUAUGAGUUACGACUUGUGAGUGUGUAUAGUGGCUUUAAGAAAUUUUGUUGAUGUUAGUAAUAGUUGUGUAGAAAACAAAGAGUA